This is a messenger RNA of Trichosporon asahii var. asahii CBS 2479, 3081 nucleotides long. RefSeq lists its product as uncharacterized. Gene Ontology annotation, cellular component: cyclin/CDK positive transcription elongation factor complex; nucleus. The coding region runs from base 1 to 3081 and encodes 1026 amino acids. The record is from RefSeq and is a predicted model, not a curated record. Gene Ontology annotation, biological process: transcription elongation by RNA polymerase II; positive regulation of transcription elongation by RNA polymerase II; protein phosphorylation. Gene Ontology annotation, molecular function: ATP binding; cyclin binding; RNA polymerase II CTD heptapeptide repeat kinase activity. Lineage: Eukaryota; Fungi; Basidiomycota; Tremellomycetes; Trichosporonales; Trichosporonaceae. The transcript is spliced from 2 exons.
AUGUCGGACUACCGGCGUAACUGGGACUCGGGGAACGGUGACUCGUCGCGCAACCGAGGGCAGGGCGGGUGGAACAUCAAGCGCGAGUCGUCCUGGCGCCCGAACAAGCGCGGGAAGAAGCAGUGGAACAACGGCGGCGCCGGCGGCGACCGCGGUGACCGCUGGACCGGAGCGAGCCAGGAGCGGCGGUGGGGCAACGACCGCAACGACCGCAAUGACCGGGACCGUAGCGACCGCGACGAUGACCGCAGCUGGCGCAAUCACGACGACGACGGCUGGAAGCGUAGCUCCGACCGUGCAGCCGACAACAACGAGCGGGACUACGACCGAGACCGCGAGCGCGACCGCCCCAGCACCAGCGCCUGGAAGGGCAGCAGUCCAGACGAGCCGAUCCAGUCGCACACGUCUCAGCACUCUGCUUCGUCUCAGGCUUCUCAGGCUACGCAGGACCGGGCACGCAAGACGGGCCGCCCGAAUCGAUGGGACCAGAGGGAACCGCCGAAGAGGAAAGAGCGGAGAUGGGGUGACCGAAGCUCAUCCCGGGGACGAGACGACUCGCCUAGAGGUCGAAGCGACUCGGAGUCAGAGGACGACAGGAGACGGUAUCGCUCGCCAUCACUUGAGGGCAAGCGAAGAGUCUACUCGCCCGCCCGAGGACCAUCAAAACGGGCUCGCGAUACGUCCCUCUCACCUCGAUCGCCCAGCCGUGGUCGCUCGCUCACUCGUUCCCCCCUCUCUCGUUCGCCAUCACCCAGGCGAAACGGCCGCUCUCCUUCCCCGUCUCGUCGCUGGUCAACCUCUCCCAAGCGGCGUUCGCUCUCCCCUCGUCGUCGGUCACCGUCACCCCGGCGACACUCGCCUUCCCCGCGCCGACGCUCGCCUUCCUCGCCUAAGCGACUAUCGCCCGUGAACCGGAAACGCUCAGUCUCGCCUCGCAAGCGGAGUACCUCGCCGAGAAAGCGUGCGAACAAGUGGGAUCAGCAGCGAUGGCAGCCCCCGACCGGCCCACGACAGCAGCGCGAGUGGGGCAAGGCUCAGCAGCCGUUCGCGCAGGUCUCGGAUGGGCCAGUCAAGAUGCGCCAAUGGGGCAAGCCUGCUAGUCCCAGCCGCUCGCCAACACGGUCGCCCUCUCCCACUGGCAGCCGGCGGCGAGAGUCCCCUCCACCACCACGACGAUGGGGCGGUGAAUCGCCCGUGCAGCGUGGUCAGUCUCCAUCCCGCCAGCAGCGGAUGCACGUCGACACGCCACCCCGCCAGCCCAAUGUUCCGCCUACUGGACCUAGGGGGUUCAGGCGCACUCCGCCGCGAGAACCCGGUGCAUUACGUUUGCCGCCGACGGGGCCGCGUAGCGAGCGAUCCCCGCACCCAGCCUUCAAUGGCGGACCACAGCGUAGCCUGCGCCCCGGGUGGCGACCCAUUGCUUCUGAGGGCUCUGGCCUGGAAGCUGAGGCGCCCGAAGUCGAAAUGGACGUCGACGAGGAACCCGGACCGCACCGCGCAGACAAGUGGAGUCCAACCAAGUGGGCACCCGUCAAGGACCAGGGCAGCAGCCUGCUCCGCCCCGAGGCGUACCUGGACCGCAUGGCGGCGAAGGAGCAGCAGUACGACCAGCACAUGCGCAAUGUCUCACCGUACAUCAAGCAAGCCUUCGCACAAUGGUACGCGCAGAACGCGACGCCCUCGCUACCCGAGUUCCUCAAUCACUACUUUGGCCGGGCGCCGAAUCAGGUUGAGCUGGACCAGAUCCAGCAGCUGCUCAGCGUUAGAAGCCAGCACGACCAGGACCAGAAGGAUCUGCGCGACCUCCACGCACAAGCCCUUCUUAGGGAGAAGGACAGUCUUAGGAAGGCUCCGCCCACUGGUCCCAGAAGCGAGAGGUUACAGACUGGAAGCUCAGGAUCCACCCCUGGCCCUCCAGGUGAUCGCCCACCACCGCCUGGCCCGGCUGGACGCGGCCUCGCCCCGCCGACGGGCAGCAGCGGAUCGACCCCUGGUCCUCCCGGCGUACCCGGUGCGGUUGCUAAGAGCAGUCGCAGCCGAGUCGCUCCUGGCGAAGCUUACGAACGGCUCGCCCAGGUCGGAGAGGGAACGUACGGUAAGGUGUACAAGGCCAGGAGGGUCGAGGACGGUGCCCUCGUGGCUCUCAAGCGCAUCCGUAUGGAGCAGGAGAAGGAUGGCUUCCCUGUCACGUCGAUGCGCGAGAUCAAGCUGCUACAAGCCCUGCGCCACGAGAAUGUUGUGCGCUUGUCUGAAAUGAUGGUCUCGAAAGGUGAGCUUCGUCAUCGGAGCUCAGAGCUGACAUCAGGUUCCGUGUAUAUGGUUCUCGAGUACAUGAACCACGAUCUGACGGGUAUCCUGUCCCACCCCGAGGUGAAGCUGUCGCCCGCCAACAUCAAGCCGUUGAACUACCAGAUGCUCGCGGGCUUAGGGUACCUUCACAGGCGAGGCAUCUUGCACCGAGACAUGAAGGGCUCAAACAUUCUCCUGAACGGUGACGGAGAGCUGAAGCUUGCCGACUUCGGUCUCGCUCGCUUCUACAACAAACACAAGCGCAUGGACUACACGAACCGCGUCAUUACGCUGUGGUACCGCAGUCCAGAGCUGCUCAUGGGCGAGACGGCGUACGGACCCGAGGUCGACAUGUGGUCCGCGGGCUGCAUCAUGCUCGAGAUCUUCACCUCCAAGCCCGCGUUCCAAGGCAGCGACGAGAUCUCUCAGCUCGAGGUCAUUUACGGGAUUCUAGGCACACCAGACGAGGCUUCCUGGCCUGGUAUCAAGGAGUUGCCGUGGUACGAGCUCGUGAAGCCGAAAGACGUCGUGCCAUCUCGCUUUCGCCAGAGCUUCGGCAGCCUCAACCUCUCCGAGGGGAGCAUCGAGGUCGUCGAGCAGCUACUCAAGUUCGACCCGAAGCAGCGCGUCAGCGCCGACGCCGCACUGCAAAUGGCGUACUUCACGACUGAGGAGCCAGCGAUGGAGCCCCCGACGCAGCUCGCGCUGUGCGGCGAGCACCACGAGAUGAGCGUGAAGCAGGGCCGGUACAGGAUGAAGCAGCACAGCCAGCACAGCCAGCAGAGCAAGUAA